Molecule: messenger RNA, 2136 nt
Organism: Paralichthys olivaceus (Japanese flounder)
Lineage: Eukaryota; Metazoa; Chordata; Actinopteri; Pleuronectiformes; Paralichthyidae
Product: dual specificity tyrosine-phosphorylation-regulated kinase 4-like
Biological process (GO): peptidyl-serine phosphorylation; peptidyl-threonine phosphorylation
Cellular component (GO): cytoskeleton; cytoplasm
Molecular function (GO): protein serine/threonine/tyrosine kinase activity; ATP binding; protein serine/threonine kinase activity
Source: RefSeq, a predicted model, not a curated record
CAGUAUGUAAAUGCUUCUACUCACACAACUUUUUGUUAAAAUGCAACCAAGCAACUAUUGAACUCAACGUUAUGUCCUAGCAUGGACAAUAAGAAAACCAAGAAGAAGGAGAAGAGACAUCCACAGGUGGUCAAUGUACAUACCUUUAUGAAACCAACCAUCACUUACUUGCAGAAAAUACAGCCAUCCUCUGAGAUAAGGUCAUCCAUGUCUCCUGAUUAUGUUAUGAGGAAUUUCAAGAAACACCUGACAAAAUAUGAGCAGAAAGAAAUCCUGGAUUACCAACAGGUGUGGCACAUAGGAAAGCAGGCCACAAAGAUUGAUCCCCGAACCCAUCAGUUCAACUCUGGCUAUGACACUAAGAAAGGAAUCUACAGAGUGGUCAUCAAUGACCACUUGGCCUACCGCUAUCAAAUCUUGGAAGUGCUUGGGCAAUGCUUCUCUGGACAGGUCCUCAAAUGCAUGGACCACAAGCCCAAGCGGCUUGUGGUCAUCAAGGUCAUUAGAAACAAGGACGGUGUUCAUGAGGUGGCAAUGCCCGAAACUGACAUUUUGAAAGCUGUGCAACAGUUUAACAGGAAUAACUCAGCAAACAACGUCCAUAUGAAGGAGAAAUUCUACUUCCGCAGUCACCUAUGCAUCACUUUUGAUCUAUUUCUCGAGGACCAUUAUGAAUCAAGCUACACCAACAAAAAUCAACUCACAGAAGAAAUGAUGAAAAAAUACACCAUGGACAUUCUGAAAUGUCUAGAGCUGCAUAGAGAGAAGAUUGUCCUGCAUGACCAAAAACUGAAAUGUAUCUUCAUAAUUGGCAACGGGACAGUAUUGAACUCAAAGUCUAAUGCCAAAGACAGUGUCUACCACACUGGACCUACAGUCCUACCAUCACAAGCCGAGGGUGCUCAGAAAACCCAUAGGGAUUUAAGACAAAAACAAUCUGCCCUGCUCAGUGACCAGCAGAAGUGCGACAAGACAUCCUCUGUCAAAAAAUCAGGUGUCAUGUCUUCUGAAUAUGUUCUGGGAAAUCUCAUUCAAUAUCUGACAAAAUAUGAGAAGAAAGAAAUCCAGGACUAUAAACAGGUGUGGUAUGUGGGAGAGGAGGUCAAAAAGGUUGAUGAUGCCUCCCAAACCGAACAGUUCAACUAUGGCUAUGACACUAAGGAAGGAAUCUACAUCGCAGUCAUCAAUGACCACUUGGCCUACCGCUAUCAAAUCCUGGAGGUGCUUGGGCAAGGCUUCUCUGGACAGGUCCUCAAAUGCAUGGACCACAAGACUGAUAAGCUUGUGGCCAUCAAGGUCAUUAGAAACCAAAAGAGCGUUUACAAUGCUGUAUUGCCCGAAGUGAGGAUUCUAGAAGCCCUGCAAAGGUUUGACAAGGAUAACUCAGCCAACAUCGUCCAUAUGAAAGAGAAAUUCAUCUUCCGCGGUCACCUGUGCAUCACUUUUGAUAACUUUCUUAUGGACCUUUAUACAUUGCAACAAACCAACAAGGGUCGAGUAACAAAGAAAGAGCUGAAAAAAUACACCAUCGAAAUCCUGAAAUGUCUAGAGCUGCUUAAAGAGAAGAAUAUCGUCCAUGGUGACCUUAAACCGGAAAACGUGCUGAUCUACAAAAAGGAUGGUGAGACGCAUGUAGCUGUCGCUGACUUUGGGGGGAGCUACUAUGUGACAAGAGAAGAUAGACCUCGUGUGUUCACUAAGGCAUUUAUGCCUCCGGAGCUGCUCCUUGGCAAAAAGUGUGAGCCACCAAUGGACAUGUGGAGCCUGGGCUGCAUCAUCGCAGAGCUUCACUGUGGUGUCCGUCUUUUUAAUGGAUGUGACCAUCCAUGUGUCUUCGCAAUGAUAAUGGAGGUGCUGGGUCUCCCUCCUAUGGGGCUGCUAGUCGGAGCCCCCAAAAGAAAAAACUACUUUGAUUCUAAUGGUAUCCCAUACAUAAGAAAAUGCAGAAUCGCUCUGGCCACAAAGCUGGCCACUAGGAAUAAUAAUUUCAUCAAUUUCAUCGAGCGCUGCCUUGAAUAUGAUCCAAAAUGGCGCAUGACACCAAAGCAGGCCUUGCAGCAUCCAUGGAUUCAUGAAAGCUCCGAAUGUGCAACUAGCAGCGGCGGCGGGGGGGUGGGGGGACAAGCAGGGCCUUAA